Messenger RNA from Penicillium bovifimosum, 2097 nucleotides. Its product is annotated as peroxisomal copper amine oxidase. The record is from RefSeq and is a predicted model, not a curated record. Lineage: Eukaryota; Fungi; Ascomycota; Eurotiomycetes; Eurotiales; Aspergillaceae. The transcript has 2 exons. Gene Ontology annotation, molecular function: quinone binding; primary methylamine oxidase activity; copper ion binding. The coding region runs from base 1 to 2097 and encodes 698 amino acids. Gene Ontology annotation, biological process: amine metabolic process.
AUGGCGUCUGCCCCAGAUACAGAGUCAGUUCCCGGCUACACUAUCUUCCGUGAAGGAGAUUAUGACAGCGUUGCCGCUGCUGCUAUGACCACAGAGGGAACUCCUCACCCAUUAGAUCAACUUUCAAUUUUUGAAAUUCCUGCAGCGGUGAAGAUCAUUCGCGAAUACGCCAGCCCUAAGGCCCUCAAAUUCAACUGCCUUACACUUCGGGAACCUGCCAAGGCAGAAUACCGGGCUUUCCGUGCUGGUGCAAUCCCCGCACCUGACCGUCGCGCUUUUGCCAUCGUCAUCGUGCAGGGCUCCCAGCAAGUCGCCGAGGUGAUUGUUAACCUCGCCACCGGCAAGGUCGAAGACUGGAAAGAUGUCAAGGAUGUCAUGCCCACUCUCACGCUCGAGGAUCUUGAUGUGAUGGAGCGCAUCGCCCGCAAGGACGAGCGUGUCAUCCGUGCCUGCAAAGAAAUUGGCCUCACAGACAUGAGCAAGGUGUUCCUAGACGCAUGGGCCAUCGGUAUUGACGAGCGCUGGGGCUACGAGCGCCGUCUCCAGCAGGGCUUAGCUUAUUACCGCAGCUCUGAAUUUGACAACCAAUACGCUCACCCACUGGACUUCAGCGUUGUCGUCGACACCGAACUCGAAGAGGUCCUUAGCGUUGACGUCCGCUACGUGAAUGGCGAGCGCACCGCCGUUCCUCUCAAAGAACACAACUACCUCCCCGAAUUCAUUGGAGACAAGUACAACCAUGACCGCCUUAAGCCCAUUGAUAUCAGCCAGCCUCAGGGUGUCUCCUUCAAGGUCCGUGGCAACGAGUUGACCUGGGCCAACUACAAGAUGCACAUCGGUUUCAACUACCGCGAAGGUAUCGUUAUCUCCGAUGUGCGCACUCACGACAUGUACGAGGAGCGUGAGCGCACUCUUUUCAACCGCAUCUCCGUCGUUGAGAUGGUUGUCCCCUACGGCUCCCCCGAGAAGCCGCACCACAAGAAGCACGCCUUUGAUGUUGGCGAGUACGGAACCGGACUGAUGACCAACUCCCUGAAGCUCGGAUGUGAUUGCAAGGGCGCCAUCCACUACAUGGAUGGCAUUAUGACGACCAGCAAGGGUGAAGCUGCCGUUGUCAAGAACGCCAUCUGCAUCCACGAGGAAGACAACGGCCUCCUCUACAAGCACACCGAUUACCGCGACGGCACAGUGAUCUCUGCCCGCGACCGCAAGCUGAUCAUCUCACAAAUCAUCACUGCCGCCAACUACGAAUAUGGGUUCUACCACACCUUCACUCUGGACGGAACCUACAAGCUGGAGGUGAAGCUCACCGGCAUGCUGAACACCUACUGCAUGCACCCCACGGAAACCGCCGCCCCCUGGGGCACAGAAGUCGCCCCCUCAAUCAACGCCAACAACCACCAGCACAUCUUCUCCCUCCGUAUUGACCCGGAGAUCGACGGUCAGAACAACACCGUUAUCCAAAACGAUGCCGUCCCGGCCGAAGCCGAAGUCGGCUCCGACGAGAACCCCUACGGCAACGGCUUCUACAGCAAGAAGACUCCCCUCCGCACAUCCCUCGAAGGCGCGGCAGACUACUGCUUCGAGACCAACCGUACCUGGGACAUUGUCAACUCCAAUCGCAUGAACGCCGUCUGCAAAAAGCCCGUCGCCUACAAAAUCAUCAACAACAACUGUCCCCCACUCCUUGCCAAGCCCGGCAGCACAGUCUGGAAGCGCGCUGCCUUCGCCCGCAAGCCCCUCUACGUCACCCCAUACAAGGACUACGAGCUCUUCCCUGCUGGUGACUACGUCUGCCAGUCUGAUGGCUCGGAGGGCCACCCCUUCAACUCGACGAUUGCCGACUGGGUGAAUCGCAACGAGAACAUCGAGAACACCGAUAUCGUUGUCUACUUGCAGUUUGGUUUGACGCAUUUCCCACGCACAGAGGACUUCCCUAUCAUGCCUGCGGAACCGGUUAGCAUCAUGCUGCGGGCGUCAAAUUUCUUCGAGAAGAACCCUGGUCUGUGGGUGCCGCCUUCCAGUAUUUGUGUUGAUACGCAGUCGAAGAAUGCGUUCCCUUCUUCCUGCUGUGCGCCGAGUAAGUCGCGUAUGUAA